Messenger RNA from Batrachochytrium dendrobatidis JAM81, 1407 nucleotides. RefSeq lists its product as uncharacterized. Gene Ontology annotation, molecular function: protein binding. Gene Ontology annotation, biological process: protein homooligomerization. The coding region runs from base 1 to 1407 and encodes 468 amino acids. The record is from RefSeq and is a predicted model, not a curated record. The transcript is spliced from 3 exons. NCBI's taxonomy places the organism in Eukaryota, Fungi, Chytridiomycota, Chytridiomycetes, Rhizophydiales.
AUGGCUAGAUAUAUUCAGUCUUUCUACUACAAAUUGAUUUUAUUUUUAAUUCUUCAAAACACACCAUCCAUUAUGAGCAUGGCUGUUUAUUAUGCAUUUGAUACUCUGCGAUCCAUGCUAUGCGAAUAUGGCUGUAAAUACACUUUUUACAACUGUUUGAUUGUAUCAGUAAAACCUAUCCACUCGCAAAAUAGAAAUGGCCAUUAUAAGAAACUUGAUACUAAUCAAGGUUUAGAUUACAAUCAAAACAAGGUGGAUCAUAUUCGUCGCCAGGAAGAAAUGAGAGAUAUUUUGAAGCAGUGCAAAAAACUACAGGAUAACGUUCGUCAUCUCUCCGACUCAUUUUCUACACCAUCGAUGCGUUAUAUUGACUAUUUGGCAACAGUUCCUCCUCCCAAUCCACUACCACAGCCUGUUUCUUUAGAACCAAGUUGGUCAGAGGUUCUACUAAGUACUCCGCUAUCAAAAACGUUGGAAAAGGACGUAUCAUCAACUCUUCUUGGCGCAUUUUACGUGUUUCCAAACUCUAUGUACCAGCAACAAUCAGAACUAUGUGAAUAUGAAGCAAGACUGGCUCAAAUCAAAGCUGUAGAGGAUGAAAAGAAAGCUAAAUCAGGUAUUUACACUUAUUUGGUUUAUCCAUUUACUUUGAUAAAGACAAAUACAACAUCAAAGCCCAAAAUAGUUUCGCCUCAACUUGCGUUACAACAAGAUGUGUUUAUACCCAAUACGUGGUCAAUGUUUGAUCUUGCUCCAAAAUGGUGGUCCGAUCAUGUUCAGCAAACAAAUCAAGAUUUAGUAGCUACUGUCAACAACAUUGCGGCUCGGUCAGCUCUUUAUCUCAGUAAAUCUAGCAUCUCUUACCACACGUCUGGUUUUUUCCGUCUUAUCCGGUUGCAGCUAGACUAUAUUGAUGAACAGGUCCAACUUUAUUCCAAGAUAUGGACUGUAGUAAAAGUGAUCAUGUCGUUGUUGAUCAAUUGGGCUUUUAUUGUUUUAUAUGGAAUGGUUCGUUUUGCUAUUAUUUAUCAUCGAAGUAGUCAGAAUCUCAAACAAAAUGACAAGUAUUAUAACAAGAAACCAGAAACAGUAUAUGCAGAGCAAAAAUCAAAUGCGGCAAAAGAGGUUAUUACUAUAUGGGUAGGUGGGAUAAUGUUUCAAACAAAAAAGGAGACGUUAGCUGCGGCAAAGGGAUCGGUACUCUCACUAUGGACUCGAAACGAAACCAUAUUUAUUGAUCGCGAUGGCAGACACUUUUACCAUAUUCUUAAUCAUUUACGAGGCGUAGACACGAUCAAUGGAAUUAAAGACCUAAAAGUGCUUGAAGAAAUAUCCAUUGAAGCACAGUACUACAGGCUCCAUGUAUUGAACAAACAUGUACAAAAUCUAAUACAACAACUUUCUUGA